UUAUAUAGCAACGAGCAUGGUCACGUGAAAAUGCAGUCCAGUUCAGCAUAAAUCCUCCAAGGAGUUUGGUAUUUCAACCACAAGGUUAUAACAAUGGAUCCGGCCAUGGUUUCUCAUCAAAGGAUGUUACUGGUCUUCUUGUAUACUUUAUGCUGUCUUCCUCAAGGUCUCUUCUCCUCUUGUCCCGAUAAGAACUCGUACAUUUUCAUAAGUGUUGAUACUUCGAGUGAUAGCCAGCUACUAAAAAAAGGAGGACAUUAUAAAUGUGGUACUGGGACGACACUGACUUGUAUUUAUAAAAAUGAUAAUGUUGUUAGAGGACAAUCAAUUGUAUGGUGGUUAAAGUCUUCUGGUACUGAUCCGUUGGAGGCACAUAGUGUUUCAGAUGAUUUCACCUGUUCUAAUAUGUAUUAUACUCCAACCUCCAGUGGAACUUAUAAGUGUCAAUACUUUGGGGUGCCUGACUCUGCUUUUUCUGUCACCAUUACUUUAACAAGUUCACUUGGGUCUGGUUAUUGUGUUGAUCUUAAUCCACCUUCAUCCACUGUCAGCAGCACUGCUACCAGUGGAUCCCACAUCACUGUAACAGCAACACCAACGCCAACAUCUAGAACGAGAAAUACUAAUCACUUCAAAGGUCUUAAUCCUUUGAUCUACACUACAAUUGCAGCCAUCUUGUUAGUCUCCCUUACGCUUGUCUCCAUAGUCACGUGUUGGUUGAGAUCCCGCAAGAUGUCAUCUCAGAGAACAUUACUACCACAAGAGUCGCCUCAGGACUAUCUUGAUUACAUACGAGAGGGACAGUUCACUCCACUAACUACCAGCGAAUUUAUAGCCUCUCUCCACGAGAGACCUCCAACCUACGUUGAGAGUCAAGACAUUCAGAGAAGCAUGAGUAGCGAGGGCGGUGACAAUAAUGGACGCCCUUCACCACCACCACGGCCACCACGACCCCCUGUACGUCCUGUUAGACAAGAGACAGCUGAAAAUGAUGAGACAUUAGUGCCUGAUGAAAAUAAUCAGACAUUACUGCUUGAAGCUUCUGCUCCUGAAGAGUCAGGAGACAAUGAAAAUGAAGACACUCCUCUCAUAUGACAAUGCAUGCAUUGCUAAGGUUUUAAUUUUUUAACACUUCAAUGAUGAUUAUUGAUCUUUUUAUUCUUUACUUUUAUCACAGUGAUGUGUGGCUAUUAGCUAUUUGUAGUUUAUAAGCUAUUUCUU
Amphimedon queenslandica is the source of this 1221-nucleotide messenger RNA. RefSeq lists its product as uncharacterized. Lineage: Eukaryota; Metazoa; Porifera; Demospongiae; Haplosclerida; Niphatidae. The transcript is spliced from 3 exons. The coding region runs from base 94 to 1095 and encodes 333 amino acids. The record is from RefSeq and is a predicted model, not a curated record.